Molecule: messenger RNA, 5891 nt
Organism: Xenopus laevis (African clawed frog)
Lineage: Eukaryota; Metazoa; Chordata; Amphibia; Anura; Pipidae
Gene: adamtsl4.S
Product: ADAMTS like 4 S homeolog
Exons: 17
Coding region: 388-4707 (1439 amino acids)
Biological process (GO): extracellular matrix organization; proteolysis
Cellular component (GO): extracellular region; extracellular matrix
Molecular function (GO): metalloendopeptidase activity
Source: RefSeq, a predicted model, not a curated record
AGUCAGGGGGAAGGAGGCGGAUUCCUGAGACUUUAGCACAUGAGCCCACCAUACACAAGGCACAGAGAGCCGAGCUGGAUCUGUAACGUAGCGCUUGCUUGGGACUGCUUGGGGAUUUACUAUCACUGCCUGUGCGCAAUCAGAGCGCAACCAGCGCGCAGCCUCCCUCUCCCUGUGCAUUAGAGGAGCAGAAGGAUUUGUAACCUCAUGUCAGCUGGGGCAGGAGCAACAUCAAACACCCUGUGUGCGCUAACUUACCCCUGGGGCGCAAACUGGACGUCUCACGUUUAGCCUGUCAUUGCCAUUAACCAACUCUGCCGGGAGACUGUGCCCUGCUCGUCCUCACUCUGAGAAAGGAGUCACUGAAGCUCCCCAUUUUAAUGAAGGAUGUACAGCUUUGGAUAUAUCUUCCUCAGCCUGAUGAUUGUCCAUCUCUGUGACACCAGGGAGAAGGUAUCCAACAGGACACCUCGACAGACAGAGGAUGAAGGAGCUGGGAACAAAAUGUCUGGACUGUGGGGUACCUGGGGGCCGUGGUCUAGUUGUUCUCAGACAUGUGAACUAGGAGUAAUAGAAAGAAGUAGGAGCUGUUUGUCUCCAUAUAAGCAGGUACCUUGGGUACCAGGAGCAGAGACAGCUCCGCACAUCAUCCAGACCAUUCCUCAACCUUCACCAAAUGAUGAAAGAUCCAAUUUAUAUCCAUUUGGAGCAGCAAGGCCAGCAUACCCACUUCACACAGAUGGGGAGAUUGCAGCACCUUUUGUAGACCUUGGGAGUCAAAGACAUUCUCCAACUCUUCGAUACAAUCCAUUUAACCGCCACUCUCACCAAGGCACACAUUCCAGUGGAUCACAGCCUCCAACCCAAAACCGUGACAACUCACCAUACCAUAGAUCCAUAUCCAGUCGAGGGCGGGAAGCAGCACGGCAUCCUGAGACAGGGUGGCAUCCAGCACCUUUAGAGACUCCUUACCUACAGGAAGAGCUUCUUGCUCCUGAAACCUUCUCCAUGCACAGGAAUGAUCAUCAAAGCAUACCAUCAUCCUAUCACCGGAGAAACAUCACCAGGCAGGUUGAAGACCCUGCACCAUGGCCAUUCUUCCCAGAUUCCAUUCCUCUUCUGAAACCUGAAAGUUCUGAAGACCACAAUCCAGGGCAGUCUUUCCCACCACUGACACCAACCAAGGAGUCUCGUUUCUCUAGAAGAUCCCGUGUUAGAAAUUCAAUCAAACCGGGAAAGUAUGGAUAUGGUAAAGUACCCUUUGCUUUGCCACUCCAUAAAGACAAAGAAGAAUCACAACGUUUUAAAAGGCAUCAUAAAUCGGUAGAUGAUGGAACUACAGUUGCACCUUGGAAAGAAGAGGAGAAGCAUCUGGAGCCAACUCAAACACCAUCCCAAAAUGACAGACAAGUUUAUCACAUGCAUAAUGUAGAUAGGUCUAUAGUUCAUAGCACAGAGCAUUCACAACAGAAGAGUUCUCAAUCUCAUAAAGGAGAAUCACUGCAACACCAUCUAUCUCAUAUAAAACACAAGACAGUACAUGAGCGUCCUUCAUGGCCUAAAACAUUAGUCAACAUUUCACAUUUAUUAAUGGGGCUUAGUGGAUUUCAGCAGAAAGCUCUUAAAGGUGAUGAGUCAAAACAUGAAUCUUUGGAAACAGAUUUAGCUCCAAUAGAACCUGUCCAGAAGAGGGGGCUAGUUCACAGAAGGAGUCAGUCCAAUCAGAAUGGCCAACUUUUCUCCGAGAUGCAUGAUUGGGACCAUGAAAGGUAUGGUGAUCGAAACAUUGGUUCAGGAAAGCAAGCAGAUGAUGAUGAUGAUUUGAGCACGGUAGCUAAUAUUAGAAAGGUUCGUUCUACUAAUACCAGGGUAUUAUGGGCAGAUGAAAAACCUGUUGAACAAAAGUCAUCUUCCAUCCUUUCUUCAGCUGCAGCUAAGGAAAUUGCAGUGGCAGACAGUUCCAAGAUAGUUUCACAGUCCAAUGUUUAUACCAGAAUUGGAGACCAACACUUUAUGGAAAACAGAAAAGACAUUAGAAGAAUGCCUAGAGCCAAGAUGUUUGGCACAGUAAAACCAAUGCAAAGUAGAACCGUAGGUCAGAAAGUUGACACACCUUUAAGGUUGGAUACAACCAAGAAAGGUCAGAAUGAGAGGACUUCGCCGGAAGGAUCAGAGUUUUUAAUGCAAAGGGAACGUUCAUCCCAAUUAAAAAAGAUAUCAAAACAUUCUGAGGAAUCUGUUGGUGAAAAAGCAGCAGAUGAAGUGGAUCAACACAACCAUGAGGCGGUAUCUGAUUCAGUGCUUUUGCCCAGAUCCCGUAGCCAGCGUCAGAGCCAAAACAGGCAUGGUGUGGACAACAGCAGGGUCUUUCAGAGUCUGUUCAGAGAGCAUCCUUCUAUUCACAGGCCUGCUCAGUCUGAUACUUGGCCAUCCUAUGGAAGAAGUCUAGUUAUGGCUCAAGAAAGAGAACAAGAUGUGAGAUCAAACCUUCAUCAGAACUCAGAACUUCCUCAAUGGAACCUUUACAAUCCAGGAUCUGAGGAGUUUCAUUGCGAAGGGGAACAGAAGCAAUACAAAUCAUGCAACCAAGAGGCAUGUCCAAGUGGGGAACCGGAUGCAAGAGCCAUGCAAUGUGCAACAUUUAACAGCCAAGAGUUUAUGGGUCGUCUGUACCAGUGGGAAGCCUUCACUGAAGUGAGUGGCAACCAAAGAUGUGCACUAAACUGCCGUCCCGUUGGCUACCGUUUCUAUGUGCGUCACACAGAGAAGGUCCAAGAUGGCACCCCAUGUGAAGCCGGCUCUCUCGAUGUCUGUGUUGAUGGGCAGUGCUUGUCUCCUGGUUGUGAUGGCAUCUUGGGGUCUAACAGUACUCUGGACACCUGUGGAGUUUGCGGUGGAGAUGGAUCUACUUGCAAAUUCAUCACUGGGACCUUCAAGGAAACCAACGUUCCCAUUGGCUACCACAAAAUCUUGGAGAUUCCCAAAGGUGCUACCCAAAUCAAAGUGAGAGAACUUACAUGGAGUCCUAACUAUCUAGCUUUGAGGAGUCGAACCGGGAAGUCUAUUAUCAAUGGUAACUGGGCAGUAGACCCCGCUGGUAGAUAUGAGGCUGGAGGAACUGUGUUUAUCUACAAUCAACCAGGAAGGGAAGAGCAAGAGGGGGAAACCUUCACUGCAGCUGGUCCCACCACGGAAGCUCUGGAUGUAUAUAUGAUAUUCCAGCAGGACAAUCCUGGGAUCUCCUUCCAGUUCUUCAUUUCUUCUCCAACUGCUGCUAAUACCUCCAGCCAUCAGUCGAACCAUCCACAGCAGGAAUAUGGAGCACUAAGAUCGAUGUCUGCCAGCGAGACUCUUCCAAACUCAGGCUCACAAAUUCAACCUCCUGAUGACCGACCUCUACCCCAAUCAAGACAACAUUCCAUGAGACCUGUCAGCACCCUGCAACGUAAUAUCCGUGUUCCUCCUCUACAGUCGCCCCCAGUUCACUUCUGGCCAGGACAACCUCAGUUCUUCUGGAAGAGAGUGGGCAGCACAGGCUGUUCUGUUUCUUGUGGUAAAGGAUUCUGGUACCCAAUUUACCAGUGUGUCUCCAGAAACUCUCUAGAGGAGGUUAGUGAGGAGGAAUGUGAUUUGUCCAAUAAGCCUUUCCCUCAGGAAGAAGCGUGCAACACCCAGGCCUGCCCAGCCUUUUGGGAUGUAGGCAACUGGUCCGUGUGCAGCAGGACAUGUGGAAAUGGAAUUCAGCACCGGCAAGUGCUUUGUCGCCAGAUGUACGCCAACAGGACCACCAUGGUGCAUCCACAGAAGUGCAGUCAUCUGGUGAAACCCAAUGUAACAGAGACCUGUCAGCUCCGUAUCUGCAGCCACUGGGAGAUCCAGUCCAACUGGAGCCAGUGCUCAGUUAUGUGUGGGCAGGGCCAGAGGACUCGAUAUGUUCGGUGUGUCAGUAACCAAGGUGAUGAGGUGGGCGAUGGCGAGUGCAGCAACCGACUGCGUCCUAGAACCAACGAAGCCUGCGAUAUGGGGCCGUGCAUCCGAAGCUGGUUCCACAAUGAAUGGAGUCCUAUAUGUUCUGCGGAAUGUGGGACCGGAAUCCAGAGGCGCUCGGUAUUCUGCCUGUCCAGCUCCCCCACCGAUGAGUCCCAGGAGAGUUGUGGAGGCUCCAAACCAUCUGACAUGCGCGUGUGCAAUAGUGGGCCCUGCGAGCGCAUUGUAAAGUGGUACACGGGACCCUGGUCACAGUGUUCUGCCGAUUGCGGUGAAGGUUCCCAGAAGCGCGAUGUGAUCUGCGUGAGCAAGCUGGGGGCGGAGUUUAAUGUCACAGAUCAGGCGGAGUGCUCCCAUUUGGAAAAACCUCUUCCUCUUCAGAGCUGUAAUUUAGGGCUGUGCAGGCCCAGCUGGUUCACUUCCCCCUGGAGUGCGUGCUCCCAGUCUUGCCGCGGAGGGGUUCAGAUGAGGGAAGUGCGGUGCUUAGCGUCAGACAAGAGCUUCAGUCAGCGGUGCGACCAGGAUACCAGGCCGGAGGAUAAGAGAGUUUGCAACACACAGCCGUGCUCUGCUGCAUUAGAUGAAAACUGCCGGGACCGAUAUCACAAUUGUGCGGUGGUGGUGCAAGCGCGUCUCUGUGUCUAUGGCUAUUACAAGCAAGCGUGUUGUUCUUCCUGCGCCCACUCCGUACAACGAUCUGCGACUCCAGAGAGCAGAUAACAGCCUCCGACAAUCUCGCUGCCUCCCAUGAUCAUCCCCCCCCUCCACUUCACCAGAGUUUAUAUUUUAUAUACUCAAAAGAGACCGUAUUUAUUAACCUGUUUGGCUCUGGUGUGGCUCACCUGGCAAGCCCCACCAGCAACAAAAAUGGAGAAAGACACAAAAUGUAUAUUUGCUUUUUUUUUUUAGGUUUGGCCUGAUAACAGGAAGAUUUAAGUUCUGUUUUCCCAGGUCUGUUACGGUGCUACCCCGUAGAACUUGUUUUUCCUGUUUCUACUGUGACAGUGACCUAUAACUGUGGAGCAAUGAUAUCUUGGGAGUUAGUAGAAGCCACAUCUCCUUUAAUGGAAAUCUGAUUAUGGUCAUAAAAUAACCAAUGUUUUGCUUACUUUGCAGCUUCAUCAGGAUUAAGAACCUAGUUGUUUUACUUAUCUUGAACUAUCAUGGUUAUUAUAUAUGCAAUGCAGCCUGAUGAAGGUCCCACAAAAUGUUGCUUAUGAUAUGAUCAUAUUCAAGUGAAUACUCCAUGUAUUUUGUGAUGUUUUCAAAGCCCUUUAUGGCUGUGAAGAACUUGUCAAGAUAUCAGACACUUGCAGCAUGAAAGUUGCCUUCUUCCAUGUUACUGUAAAUCUGUACCUAAAAUACGUUAGAAGACACUCUUCCACUCAGUGUGUGGUGGCCAGAAACCAGUUGGCAGACCACAAGGCAGUAAACUUAAAUGGAACAGUAAUGAUGCUGCUGUUUGAUAUCAACUCAUGUGAAGGAAAGAGGAAACCAGUAAUACACGAGGAACACCACUGAUAUCUAACUAGUGGAGAAUCUGAUUCAGUUAACUGUUGUACUGUAGGUUCUACCCACUGGACCAAAGUGCGAUGUUCCUCAAGUGGGGUGGACCUCAAGGCAUAGUUUAGUUGAGCACUCAAGCUAAUGUUGAGGCAGGAAUGCAAGUUUGUUGAAGGAAGAGAUAAGGUCACAUCUAAGGGAGGGUACUGGAGAAGAAUGGGAGGAAAGAAGUGACAAGUAUUUCAGGGGAAGCAGACACAGUUGUUAUGCUCAAGACCAGGGAUCCCCAACCAUGUUCUAUCCAUGGGCAACAUUCAAAUUUAAAUAAAAGUUGGAGAGCAACGCAAACAUGCAAAAUGUUCCUGGGGAUGUCAAUUAGUAGCCCCUAUAUGGACUAACAG